Molecule: messenger RNA, 528 nt
Organism: Ylistrum balloti
Lineage: Eukaryota; Metazoa; Mollusca; Bivalvia; Pectinida; Pectinidae
Product: crossover junction endodeoxyribonuclease RuvC-like
Exons: 1
Coding region: 1-528 (175 amino acids)
Biological process (GO): DNA repair; DNA recombination
Molecular function (GO): nucleic acid binding; DNA endonuclease activity
Source: RefSeq, a predicted model, not a curated record
AUGAUUAUUGGGAUAGACCCUGGCUUUGCUACUAUCGGCUAUGCUUUCAUUGCACCUUCUAAUAAUGAGCCUCGCAUAGUGGACUUAGGAAUGAUUGUUACUGACAAAAAAAAAAAUUUUUAUGAUCGUUUGACAGAGAUUGAAGAAAACUUGCAUCAACUUCUAGAUCGUCACUUGCCUUCUAUUAAGCAUAUUGAUUGCGAUGCUGUGGUGGAAAAAAUAUUUUUCAUGAAGAACAAAAAAACUGCUAUUGAAGUCGCCCAUGCUAGAGGAGUGAUUUGCAACUUAUUUAAUAAACGUGGCAUUAGAAUCUUUGAAUACACUCCUAAUGAAAUUAAAAAGGCUAUCACUGGUCACGGUCAAUCUUCUAAAAAAGAAAUUCAAUCCAUGGUGAUUCGAUUGCUUAAUUUGAAAACGCCCAUUUCACAAGAUGAUAUUGCUGAUGCUUUAGCAAUGACAAUAUGUCACUGGUUCUAUCAAGAAAAGAAUUGGGGUUCUCAACCCAUGAAAAGUUUUCCUAAUCAUUAA